GACCAGCCAGCGGCGGAGGGUUUUCACCGCCGGACCGAGGGGGGAGGCGGCCGCCCGGGGCUCGGAUCCUGAAGGAAAGUGGCGGUUGGUGUUUGAGCCGGAGCCCGGGGGGAGGAGGAUAAACCAGAGAGAGGGAGAGGAUGAACCUGGAGCUGCUGGAGUCCUUUGGACAGAACUACCCAGAGGAGGCGGAUGGAACUCUGGACUGUAUCAGCAUGGCCCUCACCUGUACCUUUAACAGGUGGGGUACCUUGCUUGCUGUGGGGUGUAACGACGGUCGCAUUGUCAUUUGGGACUUCCUGACGAGGGGUAUUGCCAAAAUCAUCAGCGCACACAUCCAUCCAGUUUGUUCAUUAUGUUGGAGUCGCGAUGGGCACAAACUAGUCAGUGCGUCGACCGAUAACAUUGUGUCGCUGUGGGACGUUCUGUCUGGAGAUUGUGACCAGAGGUUCCGAUUUCCUUCACCAGUUCUCAAAGUGCAGUUCCAUCCCAGAGAUCAGAACAGGGUCCUUGUCUGCCCGAUGAAAUGUGCUCCAGUGUUAUUAACUCUCUCUGACUCUAAGCACGUGGUUCUACCUGUAGAUGAUGAUUCAGAUCUUAAUGUUGUGGCAUCUUUUGACCGACGAGGAGAAUAUAUUUACACAGGGAAUGCCAAGGGAAAGAUCUUAGUUCUAAAGACUGAUUCACAAGAUCUGGUAGCCUCAUUCAGAGUCACAACAGGCACUAGUAACACCACGGCGAUCAAAUCUAUCGAAUUUGCGAGGAAAGGGAGCUGCUUUCUAAUAAACACAGCAGACAGAAUCAUCCGAGUAUAUGACGGUCGGGAGAUCUUGACAUGUGGGCGAGAUGGGGAGCCCGAACCAAUGCAGAAGCUGCAGGACUUGGUGAACAGGACUCCCUGGAAGAAAUGUUGUUUCUCUGGUGAUGGGGAGUACAUCUGUGCUGGAUCAGCACGGCAGCACGCGCUCUACAUGUGGGAGAAAAGCAUUGGAAACUUGGUGAAGAUUCUUCAUGGCACCCGAGGAGAGCUGUUGUUGGAUGUAGCAUGGCACCCUGUCCGACCGAUCAUAGCCUCGAUAUCCAGUGGAGUCGUGUCUAUUUGGGCUCAGAACCAAGUGGAAAACUGGAGUGCAUUCGCUCCAGACUUCAAAGAGUUAGACGAGAAUGUUGAAUACGAAGAGAGAGAAUCUGAGUUUGAUAUUGAAGAUGAAGAUAAGAGCGAGCCUGAACAGACUGGUGGCGAUGCGGCUGAGGAUGAAGAGGUUGAUGUCACAUCCGUCGAUCCUAUUGCUGCUUUUUGUAGCAGUGAUGAAGAGUUUGAAGACUGCAAAGCUCUCCUCUACCUCCCAAUAUCUCCAGAAGUGGAGGAUCCUGAAGAGAAUCCCUAUGGACCACCUCCUGAAGCAGUGCAGACCCCAGGAGCUGAUGACCUGAACAAUCCGGAUAAGAAACGACAGGCGUCCACUGAUGGGUCACAGCCGCCAAAGAAGAAACCCAAGAUGACGACUAUUGAGCUGCAAGGAGUUCCGUGUGAUGAAGUUCACCCGUUGCUGGGUGUGAAGGGCGAUGGCAAGUCGAAGAAAAAGCAAGCAGGCCGGCCAAAAGGAACGAAAGGUAAAGAGAAAGAUUUCAUUAAGUCGAAAGCCUUCAAAGGGGACAGAGGUCAGCCUUUGGAAGGAGCAGUGAAGGGCAAGGAGCUAGCGGAGGUGGCUGAGCCACCCGCAGGAGGAGGUGUUAUUUCUGACCUGCUGUAAACACGGCUGAUGAUGAUUUUUCCAUCAUCGUUGACAUUAUUGAGCUACCUUCAUACUUCUUAGUGUGAUGCAGCACCUGGGAAGAGAAUGACUGUCGGCCACUUUGUUGGCCAAAGAGAAAAGGAACCUUCAUGAACCGAAGGGAUGGAUAGGCCCUUCAUCCCUCCUCGAACUAUGGGCAUUGAAACAUCAGUCAGCUGAAGAUCUCUUACAGUUCACCAGGAAAACUGACGUGUAAUUUCUGUCUUCACAUGUCAUACAGUGAAUAUAUUACUAUUUAUAUGGAAAUAUAACAAGCAAGGCACUCAAGUCUGAGAAGAUGAACAAAACUAUCAUCCUCCAGUUUUGCUUUUGUAGUAGUUAUUGAUGGGUGUCCCUUUCAUGUUCUGGGAGGUCACAGGACUGACAUGUCAGGUGCACUGUAAAGUUUCAUAAAAUCCGGUUCCAGAGACACACAACCUCCCUCUCCAUCACGUAUUUUUCUUUUAAAGAAGAACUAUUUGUGGUAACCUUGAGAGAUCUGGGUGCUUGUAUAUCUUUUGUACUGGUUUGUUGUAUAACUAGCUGGCGGUGAAUGGCUAAAUAUCGUAGAUUUAACUUUUUUGUUAUUUCUUUGUUUAUGAAGUGGACUGAUAAUCCUGUUGUGGGCUAUAACUAAUGCCUCUAUUGAAGUGAGGGUUGGCAGUUGCUUUUUUCUUACUUUUCCCUUCCCUUGAUCUUUCAAAGUGUAGCACUUCCACUCAGCAGUUGUACAUCUUCACAAUCUGUACCAACUGGCUGUAUCUAACUAUUGUGCUGUCGCAAAUCCCUAUCCCUUCUCCUGUUGAGGAACCUUAGGGAUCUGAAUUUCCCCAGGCUUUCUGCUGGUGCAGGAGGCUGGUAGAAGAUUCCUAUCUGGUUAUGCUUCCGGUCUAAGUGAGGACCUGGCAUUUGAGUGGGCAGUCAGUACACCAACUGGGGUGGAGUUGGACUGGCAUCCCAAAGGAUACCUGCCUCCAAUCAGUGAAAUCAUUGCCAGGCCCAACUGCUGAUCGGUUCCUGAACUUGGAGAUUCAUCUCUCGAAUGGUUUACAGUGAAUCUUUCGACCUCUUAGUUCAACCUCUGCAGCCCCAGAGCCCUGUCCAGCAACACUGAGAUCGGAUAUUAUGGAGGCAUCGGAUAGAUGAGUCCCCAAAAUCGGCCCGUUCUGGGAAGGGCUUCUCUCACUGAUCUUAAAAACUGUAGACCAGUCAGGUCAGGAGAGCGAUGUCAGAGUUACAGCUGGAAUAGCUGCCAGUGCUCAAAUAGAAGUGCUCAAUCUGUUUAUGAUUACUGGUGCUCCCAUGUGGACAGGGCAAGACAAUUCACAUAAAGUAGAGAUUCCAGGAGAUGAGGGUGAACAGGAUAAUUUUGAUGGCCACCUUCAAUUUAAUUUGUUUAUUAUCUGAAAUAAGCCUCUCCAUCAAUUAACUUUUAACUAACUCUUAUUUGUUCACUUUCACAAAUAAUGAAGUCCUGUUUUAAUAUUCAGUGACACUAUGGACGAAUUCUGAAGGCUUAGUCAGCUAGUGAAUGGGUACCGUUGUGUCAAUGGAAGAAACUUCUUGUCUCCACUCUCUACACACACACAAUCCAAAGAUGUCUUCUCACAUGCACGCAUGUACAUAGACACAUGCACACCUAACCUUUACCCCAUAUGUGCAUAUUCAAAACCCACGCUCCCUAAAAUGUGACUGUCCCUGUGCACCUGAAAUGUCUAUCACCUGGUAAUGAAUACCAAAGUCUAACCCCAUGCAUACAAGGGGAGGGCCCAUUAAAUGGAAAAAUUCAAAGCUCCCACCCAAGCAGAUAAAUGAUACCUUGAUUUGAAGCUGCAUGAUUAUUUUCCAGUCAUUCCAGUGUCUCGAUGUUUUCUAACUGUUACACAAGUGCUCCCCCAGCCCCACCACCACCUGCCCAAGUGUUUCAUGUUUCCUUGUUUCACUUUUUUCUUUCUGUAAUACUGAUGGUCAAUUGGAGCAGCUUGGCCGAAGAGAAUCUGCUCGUUGUAAAAAGUAGCAUUUACAGCUGCACGUGCGAAAUACUGAGUCCCGAGAAAAUUCUGAAUGAAAGUAUGAACCAUUGACAAAUUAUGAUACAGAAAAGAAGUCUAUUGUUGUCUGUGUGGCACAGAAUGUUGUAACAUGAUAAAUACUUUUAAAAUCGACAAGGUUCUCUUAUCUACAUUGAGCUGAGCAAGGAAUGAGCUAUGGUUUUAUUUCUGUAGUGCAUUGUCCUCAUAAUCCUGCUGCAAAAUUUCAAUCCUCCAGUUCCAGUGGCUACUGUGAUAUAACCUCUGUUCAAUAUCGACCGACUACCGUUGCCAGGGAACAAAUAAGAUCAAAUUUAUUAAUCAUUGACUUUUUCUUUUGAGGUAAAAAAGAGAUGCAAUUGAACACAUGCCCUUUAAUUCAAAUAGAAUUAGUAAUGUGGUAUUUGCCACACAGAAAUGAGCCCAUUUGGCCCAGCGGGUACAUUACUGGGGUUUAUGGUUUGCAGAAACCUCCCUCUGCUCUUCAUCCAACCCUCUUCGCAGAAAUCUUUUACUGUUUUCUCUUUUGUGUGUUUAUCUCGCUUCCCUAGCACCUAUGCAGUUAGUCUCAGCUACUCUUUUAGAGUAUUCUCACAUCAUUGCGCUACCCUUAUUUCUGUAAAACUGCUUUAAUGGGGGGGAAGGAUGAUGGAUCUAGACCAAAGGAUUAGUAGGUUACAGUUCUUUGGGCUCUUCCUGCUACAUAGCAGUAAACACAUUAAAUGAUAUCUUGCAAUUUUCAAUGUGACAAUCCAUUUGUUUGCAGUUUUUAUGGUUUUAAAUGGUCCCUCUUUUGAGUCUGGGCGUUUCUGUUUGACCCAGUAGGGAGUUUGACAAUGAGGUGAUGAUAUGAGGAGAGAAGAGAAUAAGAUGUUUGUGGAAAGAAACCAGGACAGUGAAGACUAUUGGUUGUCCGUUGUGUUUAAUUAAGACUCCUUCGGAGAAGGGGAAGCGAGAGUUUCACAUUGGUUCUUAAAUGACCAUUCCGAAGUUGGACAAUUUGCCUUCUCCGGGAGCACUGUAAUCUGACCCUGCUGGUGCAUGGCCCUUGUGCUGGUGAGAAAUUCCUUCCGUGUUUGACUGGUCGUGUUAAUAACAGAUAGCUGUUAUUGUUAAACCACCUCUUCCACUUGGGGGUCGGUUGUUUUGCAAUGAUCCUUUUUUUAAUGUUGAUAGGACAAAUACUUGUUAAAUCCUCUACUGCAUUUAAAUUGGCCAGAUUUCAGAAAUGUGUAGAUGACUCAAGUGUAUUGAGAUGACCCAAUAUUUGGUUGUACAGAACAUAAAUGCAAGGAUGGUUUGAGCAACUGUGUAUACAUUUUCUUAAUUUCUGUAAAUAAUAAACAUUAACCUGGUUUUAA
Messenger RNA from Hemiscyllium ocellatum (epaulette shark), 5166 nucleotides. RefSeq names its product retinoblastoma binding protein 5 (gene rbbp5). Gene Ontology annotation, cellular component: Set1C/COMPASS complex. The record is from RefSeq and is a predicted model, not a curated record. Gene Ontology annotation, molecular function: protein binding. Bases 141 to 1754 code for a protein of 537 amino acids. The transcript is spliced from 15 exons. NCBI's taxonomy places the organism in Eukaryota, Metazoa, Chordata, Chondrichthyes, Orectolobiformes, Hemiscylliidae.